UGCCUCCGGUGUAAAGUGGCCAACAAUUAUGGGGAGCCGGGACCCCGCCUCAACCGGGUGGACAGACCGACUGCUAUUGAGAGUUCGUCAGGGCGGUUAAUGUGGGGACAAAGCACACUGUGGACCGACAAUCUUUACAUCCAAGAUAGCCAGCAGCAGACAGCAAGAGGCUCGUCGUCAGCUCAGCUGCAAAGGAGGCGGCACUGUUUGUAGGAUUAAAGCGAGAGCUUGGUGUGUACGGUUUAGGGGAGGUGGUCUUCCGAGUGUGAGGGAAAUUUGAGUCAGAUAGGUUAGCUAUUGCUGUGAUUUUUAAUAACUGUAAUAUAUAUGCCUACCAAGGAACACUAUCUAUGGAGAUAUUGUCGACACAGAGAGGAUCCGGUCAGCCCGACCCAGUGACAGAGUGGGUUCAACCGGAAUAAAUCAAUUGGGUAGGCUAAUAUCUUCUUUUUUUGUCCGUCGGGCGGCGAUGUCAUCUUCCUGCCUCGACCUGCACACAUCUAAGGCUGCGAUUUCAGCACCACCCGAGCUGGACAGCGACUGCAUGGAGCACCCCGUGGAUCAGGGCAACAAAACCCCACAAGAAAAGGGAGGAUUUCAGGGCCACUCGCUGCUACACACCGGCUCUGGAGGCCUCGGGAUGGCGUUGGAAGAGGAAUUAGCCAUGCUUACUGGGGAGCAGGACGACGAGGAGGAGGAAGAGUUGUCCGAAUUGGAGACGCCUGUAAUUGGACAGAAUACAGACUUGUUGUCGCUCCUCCGUCAAAAAGAAAAGGACUUGGUUUUAGCUGCUAAACUAGGCAAGGCUCUGCUAGAGCGUAACCAAGACCUGACUAAGCAAUAUGAGAAAAUUAACAAAGAUCUUAACGAUAAACUAGAGCAUCAUGAGCAGGAGAAGCACGAGCUGCGGCGGCGGUUGGAGAAUAGGGAGGGGGAGUGGGGGGACCGCGUGGCGGAGCUGGAGAUAGAUGUCCAGCAGCUGCAAGGAGAGCUGGAGCGCCAUCAGGUCCAGCUGAGAGAGGCAGACCGCGACAAGUCCACGGCUAUGAGGGAGCUGUCAGAAGAGAACCACCGCCUGCUGGAGCAACUUAACCGGGCUACAGAUGUGGAGAGGCAGCUGUCCGCUCAGGUCCACUCAUUACGGGACGACUUCAGAGAGAAGAGCAUCUCUACCAACCAGCAUAUGACACGACUAGAGAGCCUACAGGCUGAGCAAGGGCUAGAAAUUAAGAUGCUGUCGGAGCGUAAGAGAGAGCUGGAGCGUCGGGUUAACGCUGUGCUAGAGGAACACGAGCUACUUCAGAACACUGUUGACGACCUGAGGGAAAGAACGCUAGUGCUGGAGAAACAUCACCACGAGAAGGACUUACAGUUACGACAGAGCCAGCUGGAGCUCCAGGAGGUCCGGGUGUCCCACAGACAUCUGAGUGCCCGUUUUGAGGAGCUCACAGAGGAGAGAAGUCUACAAGGCCUCAGCCCACACCCUGCCAGCCUACUCUGUGAGAUAGAACAGAGCAUGGAGCAAGAGGAGCAGGAACAGGAGAGGGAGCAGCUUCGUCUCCAGCUGUGGGAGGCCUACUGCCAGGUGCGCUCGCUUGUCUCCCACCUGCGGGGCAACGACAUCACAGACUCAGCCCUGUCCACAGACUCCUCCAUGGACGAGUCCUCAGAGGCAUACUCAGCCAAGGACGUUCCCAUGGGGAGCCUGCAUGCCAGUCUACUGGAGCUACGCAGACUCACACAGAACCUGCUAGACGGAAACGAGUCCACGGGUUCUCGCCGUAGUGACGAGGAGGCUCUGGAAGACCAGGUUCGAAAGCUUGGGGAAGAGCUGAGAGGAGUGAGAGAGCUGUACCAAGCAGAGCAGGAUAGAACACGGAACAGCCAAGAAGAGGUUCUACAACUCCAUAAUCAGAUGGCGAUGCUCUCUGUGGAGAUGUGCUCUGUACAGGAGGAGAGUGAGCGUAUAAGGGCCAUGUCUGAAGCACGAGACCCCAGUGAACAGCUCCAAAGUGCUAUACGAGACCGAGAUGACGCUAUUUCCAAGAAGAAAGCGGUGGAGAUGGAGCUGGCCAAGUGUAAGAUAGAUAUCAUGUCUCUGAACAGCCAGCUCCUGGAUGCCAUCCAGCAGAAGCUGAACCUAUCACAGCAGCUGGAGGCCUGGCAGGAUGACAUGCACAGUAUGAUUGAUCAACAGCUUAUGGAAAAGCACCAGGAGGAGUGGAGGGUGACCCCCUACACCCUCGCUGGGCCCUCUGGGGGUCGCGGGGGCCCCUCCGGCCAGUCCUCCAGACGAGCCAGUCGUCUCUCCGAUGGAGACAAGAGGCUCUUUUCCUUCUUCAAAAAGAACUGAGUGCCUCUGGACUGGCCCAAGUGAACACGAGAGAAAAGAACAAGAAAAAGAGAUGGAGAAAGAGUAAAGGUAAAGCCAAAGACAAAGGGUAGGCUAAAGAGGGGGGCUAAAGUGGUUCAGAGGUCAUUUGCACUUUAUCUGUCCCAUCACGCCCUUCCUUACAGACCCUUGAAUGAGUAGCACUGUAUGACACCCCCAGAGGCCUUGGCUACAAUCCCAUAAACACCCAUUGGGCUUACAUGAACAGGGUUACAGUUCCCCAGUAGUGCCUCCCAGCAUCUUUACCCCACUGCCAAAACUCCAGACUGGGACUGUAUGCAUACAGUAGGGCUGACUCCUGUGUGCUGUCACAGGCCAAGGAGUCUGGGGAGAGGGUGUUCAAUAUGGGACUCACCAAGGCCUUGGAGUGGAGGGGUUGGCACGGUGGGGCAGGGAUCUGGGUAAGGGCGAGAAGGAGAAGGACCAGACUCUGGGUGGGAAGCAACAUUGUUACAGCUAACUCAGACAUGUUCUCAGGUUUAUUCAUGUGUUCAGGGAUUUACAAAGAGGCCUUUGUAAUACAGUCCAAUAGAUGGAUUUCAUUCAAUUGGUAUGCACUUCACAAUUAUGAUCAUGCCAAUGAAUUGGUUAAUAGUUAAAGGUAGCUCUAACACAACACACCAAAAUCACAGAACUUUUGCAUACACAAAAAUAAGACAGAAGUGUAAAUGUCCAGAUCAAGCCACAGUAAAUCAUAUCACUUGUCUUUCUGUAUAUCGAUCAUAAGUUUACCUCAGAUCAUACUCAAUACUGACUGAGCAACCACGGCAUGACAAAGUGACACUUACAUUUACCAAGCACUGAAUGUAUCGAAACCAGUCAAAGUGAGUAUGGGUCUAUCUCAGGUCCAUGGACAUUUCUACACAGGCCUCUUGUCAGUCUCUGGCAUCUAAAUAAACCUCUAGGCAGCUGUCGUUAGUUGCAGCCUCUAUCCAGGUGGACUUCUACAGUUAGAAUGUCACGUUUAGCAUACAUUUGACAUUCAGAAAGUGAUAAGAAAACUGUAUUUUCAAACAUUGUCUGUACAAUGGCCAUGUAUCUUCCUCCUAGCUGACCAAAUCCUCACAACUGUUUACAUUAGUCUAGGUUGAGAAAGGGGAAGUCAAAAAGAUCUCUCAAUACGUCUGCAGUGCCUAACUUUGGCAAGUCAAAGGCAUCCAUAUUGUGCUAUAGUUAACUGUCAAAUGACCAUUCAUUGGAACACAAAGUAACCUACUCAGUCAGCUACCACCAAUCGAGUUCCACAGGAAAACCUAUUGACAUGGCCUACAGAGUGCUUUAGUUAUAGUAUCACAGUAAUAUUGACAGUCUACUGCCAUUCCCAUUGCUUCAAAGCUUAUGAUAGUGGACACUUUAUUUCCUAGCUUUUGGGCUUCCAUUCAGGCCAGUCAAACAGAAUCCGUGACUCCAUAUUUGUAGAGUGUAUGCAGAUAAAUGUGAUGCAUCUGAAGCCUCAUGGCGCGAGACUGGCACGGUCCUCUGACCUCUGUGUGUGUAUUGGACGUCAUAUCUCAAGCACCUGAGCAAACCUAUGCAGAUGUCUUCUCGCCAUCUCAAUUGGUUAGGUUGUUGAUUAGGGUAAACCCAAAGAAUGGUUAUUUUUAAAGAGUUGAGAGUAGGUUGGGAUGAAAUCAAUAGAUUUAUAAAGGCAUACAAUGAAAUUGUACUCUUUCUUUUUAGAAUGAUACUUUGUCCCUGUAGUUUUGUUUUGUGUUUUGAGUGUUUACACACAAAUGGGGAUCUCUGUGGAAAGGGAGAGGAGGGGUGAAGAUUGGAGAUUCUAAGUUCUUCAUGUGACUGUUCAGUUCUGUCCAAGCAAUAAGUCAUUCUAACUUUCACGCAAAUCACAGAAUGUUGUCGAAGGUAGAGUUAUGCUCUUGUAUCACGAGUUAGGAUUCUGUGAGUCAGUCAACCAAUGUUUGAAUCAAGUGUUUACCAGCAAGCCUACAAAAACAACGGCAUUACCAGUUUGCUUUUAACAGGGGUUCUGGGUAGUACUGACAUUUUCUACAAAGUAGGAUUUGCUUCCAUAGCCUUCACUCCAGCCCACAGUUACACUCUUAGAUAAAAGGGUUCCAAAAGGGUUCUUCAGAUAUCCCCAUAGGAGAACCCUUUUGGUUCCAGGUAAGACCCUUUUGGGUUCCAUGUUGAACCAUUUUCAGAGGGUUUGACAUGGAACCCAAUAGGGUUCUACAAAGGGUUCACCUACGGGGACAGCAAAUAACCCUUUACGAUUCUUGAUAUAACCUUUUUUUCCUAAGAGUGUAAAGGAACGAGUUCUGCCAAUUUGUCUGUAGUCUAAGCAGCUGUGUUGUUGUAUUGAUCUGAGGGAAUGGUUAAGGGGGUCUAACACCAGUAGCUGGUCAGCUCGGAAAGGCACUAACUGGCGACAUUAUUAUAUUGGGCAGGAAGCCAACCACACACAGCUAGACUGCAGCCUCAGAACGGAGUGAUGAGAAGUAUAUUCUGCAGGCCAAGCUAGAGGUUGGUUGAACAUGGAACGAGCAUUUACCUAUAUUACGAAUGGGAUCAAACAACACUUACCAUGACCAGAAUGUUAGUUCUCAUAUCCUUGUCUUCUUCUUGAACUCAGCCUCAUGGCCUGUUGGCACCAGGUGUUCCUGGACAUGGCCUCUGGUCUACAAGUUUGGCCAUUCUGUUCAUUCAGGGGUUUGGGGUGGUCGGUUCAAGAGCUCUGGCCUGUAAUUUACAUCCAUGCAUUUGUUUAUUCAGUUUAAUGUUGUACACUCUUCAUGUAUAUGUUAUGUCCAAAAUUACUGUCAAUUGUAUUGUUUCCAUUUUCCAUUUGCAAACGCUUUUUAAAGCCUGUCUCCUGUCCUCAAUGUUAUUACCCGUUAACCAUCCUGGAUGCUGAAGGAAGAGAUGUUCUUGUGUGUGUGUGUGUGUGUGUGUGUGUGUGUGUGUGUGUGUGUGUGUGUGUGUGUGUGUGUGUGUGUGUGUGUGUGUGUGUGUGUGUGUGUGUGUGUGUGUGUGUGUGUGUGUGUGUGUGUGUGUGUGUGUGUGUGUGUGUGUGUGUGUGUGUGUGUGUGUGUGUUUAUGCAUGUUUAGGAAAAAGCAGACAUUCCAUGGUGUGUCAUCUGCUUGUCCUUAUGGGCCCUGUUCUUUGGAAUUUGACUUGGUCUCAGUGUGUGUGUGUGUCUUUUUACAAUCACCAAUGGCAAACAUUGUUUUGGGUUGCCUGGAACCUUCGAAAUAGGUAAUUGACCAUGAAUUUGGGCAAUCUGUGGAAGGUCUUGGAAAACAUUAUUUUUGCAUCAGCACCCCCAUUUCCCCCCUGACUCACCACUAUAGACAUACAUAGGGUAACAAACAUAGCUUCAUGUCAACCUCAUUCGUGGACAAUCAUCAAUAAUUACAUUUGUGCAAUUUAUCCUUUAUAAAUGAAUGUGUUACUGAACUUAACCAGGUCUCUCUCUCCUGACACAUUCAAUAUGUUCCUGUAAUGGUAAGGGACCAUCUUCCCUGCCCCAGUCAAUUGAAUAUGGAUAAUGCACACUGUCAUGACACUGAAAGGGAAUAUCCCAGAACACAAGUGGACUUAGUAUCAAAGACAUUCAGUUUGAAAUGUUAAGUGAGAAUGAACAAGAGAUAAAUAACAUAAAAGCUAUAUGACUUGACACAGGUUACAUAUGUGUAAGUGUGGAUGUACACUACAGUUCAAAGGUUUGGGGUCACUUAGAAAUGUCCUUGUUUUUGAAAGAAAAGCACAUUUUUGUGUAUAUUAAAAUAACAUCAAAUUAAUCAGAAAUACAGUGUAGACAUUGUUAAUGUUGUAAAUGACUAUUGUAGCUGGAAACAGCAGAUUUUUUAAAUGGAAAAUCUACAUAGGUGUA
Molecule: messenger RNA, 6246 nt
Organism: Oncorhynchus nerka (sockeye salmon)
Lineage: Eukaryota; Metazoa; Chordata; Actinopteri; Salmoniformes; Salmonidae
Product: BICD family-like cargo adapter 1
Exons: 11
Coding region: 470-2353 (627 amino acids)
Biological process (GO): Golgi to secretory granule transport; vesicle transport along microtubule
Source: RefSeq, a predicted model, not a curated record